AUGAUUCAGAGGAAGCUCCCUGAGAAGUUGACUGAUCCCGGGAGUUUCAUUAUUCCAUGUGUGAUUGGGGAGGGCACCCAAGAAAAGGCUUUGGCAAAUUCUGGGGCCACCAUCAAUGUAAUGGCCUACAAGCUAUUUUUGAAAUUGGGAUUGGAAGACAUGCUGCCUACGCGGAUGACAAUACAACUUGCGGAUAGGUCCAUAAAGAAACCUCGAGGUGUUGUCGAGGAUGUGCUAGUUGUAGUAGACAAGCUCAUUGUCCCAGUGGAUUUUGUUAUUCUUUAUGUGGAUGAUUAUGUUGAAGUCCCAUUGAUCCUCGGGCAACCAUUUCUUAACAGCGUCGGCGCCCUCAUUGAUGUAAAGGGGAGGAGGAUGACAUUGAGGAUGGGGGAUGAGGAAGUCAUUUUUACACUCCCUACGGCUAUGAAACAUACCUUGGACUAUGAUGAUCCCCUCUACUUUACUGAUGAAACUGAUAUGGUUAUUACUGAUUGUGUUCAGGAGGUCUUGGCAAUUAACCCUUUGGAUGAAUUUUUGGAAGGAAUAGAUAGCGAAGAAUGCAAGAAGAAAAAAUCACCUCCCACACAAGUAAAUCAUGUAGGCUACAUGGGGACAUUUCCGUGGCCGAACAAUAAAAAUAAGUCAAACACGAAGAAAAUUUGA
This is a messenger RNA of Dioscorea cayenensis subsp. rotundata (Guinea yam), 663 nucleotides long. RefSeq lists its product as uncharacterized. The transcript has a single exon. The record is from RefSeq and is a predicted model, not a curated record. Bases 1 to 663 code for a protein of 220 amino acids. Lineage: Eukaryota; Viridiplantae; Streptophyta; Magnoliopsida; Dioscoreales; Dioscoreaceae.